Molecule: messenger RNA, 309 nt
Organism: Daldinia vernicosa
Lineage: Eukaryota; Fungi; Ascomycota; Sordariomycetes; Xylariales; Hypoxylaceae
Exons: 1
Coding region: 1-309 (102 amino acids)
Source: RefSeq, a predicted model, not a curated record
AUGUCGCAGGGGCCGCGGGUUUCGAUGGUAGAACUUGGUCUUAAAUACAUGCAGGAAUGCAAUCGAAUCGAGCCCUGGGCUCGCAGAAUUGACGUCGAGCAUGAGCAACUCUCCGAUAAAAAAAAAGAGGCGAUCGACAAGGCCCUCGAGUUGAUUUAUGAAGCGGGCAGCUCAGUCCGUAUAGCAGCUCUCCAGGCCCCCGAUAAUGCUACCCUCACCGGCGGUCAAGCGAGGUUGGACGAGAUUGAAAAUCUUUUGAGAGCCGUGCUGCAGAGAAACGAUGUCUUGAACGCACAAGGGCGGAACUAA